Messenger RNA from Brenthis ino (lesser marbled fritillary), 1257 nucleotides. The record is from the annotation of a GenBank genome assembly. Lineage: Eukaryota; Metazoa; Arthropoda; Insecta; Lepidoptera; Nymphalidae.
AUGGUUGUUUUUACUUGUGGCCACUGCGGAGAAUCAGUCCAAAAACCGAAAGUUGAAAAACACUAUUUGACAAAAUGCAGAAAUAGAAACCCUAACCUCUCUUGCAUGGAUUGUUUUAAAGACUUUUUAGGAAAUGACUAUGAAGCUCAUACAAAGUGUAUUACUGAAGAAGAACGCUAUUCUGGCAAAGGAUUUACUGCAAAGGAAAAAAAAGGUGAAAAGAAGCAAAAUGCUUGGGUGGAAAUGUUACAAUCUGUGUUAGAUGAACAGAAAAAUACAUCUAGAAAUGUUUUAAGAAUUAUUGAGACUAUAAGCAAGCAUAAUAACACACCAAGGAAGAAACCAAAAUUUAUUAACUUUGUAAAAAAUGUUUGUGGGCAAAAAACAAACCCUAAAGAUAUUGAUCAAGCUUGGGACUUAAUUUCAGUAAAGUUAACUGAGCUUUCAAAUAUGAAUGCGCAAAAUAGAAACCAAAGUCAAAAAGAUAAAGAUAAUGCAUCUGUGGAAAAUGGUUCUACAGAGGAAAAUAAUCAAAAUAGUGAAAGUCUAAAUGGUAAAUUAGAGAAUGGUAAUCAUGAAGAAGAUAAAGAAGAUGAAGAAAAAGAUACUGUCGCCGAAGAUAAAAGUGAAAUUCAAUCUGGAAAGGUAGAAAAUAACAAGCUUUCUAAGAAACAAAGAAAAGAGGAGAAAAAGCGUAAAAAAUAUGAAGCAGAAUUACUAAGUGCUGUGGCACCUCCAGAAGAACCAGAAGUUAAUGCUGAAACCGUUGUAUCUAAAAAGGGAAAGAAAAAGAAUAAGGAGAAUAUUAACGGGCAUGACCAAGAAUUAAAAGAAAAGAAACGUAAACGACAAGAUACUGUGACAACUUUAGAGGUACCAGAAGCUGUGCAGAAUAUAGAAAGUGAGACAUUAAAGGUAAAAGCCAGUAUGAAAAAGCUCAAAAUGGAGAAUGAGCUUGCUGCAGCUAAAGCGAAUGAAAAUAUCUGUCUUCAUGACCAAAAUGUUGCUCUAGGUGAGAGAGAAGUGCCUGAAAAUAAUGGUAUAUUUGACUGGCAUGCUGUUAUUAUUUCAAUUUUAGAGAAGAAAGGAAAUGAGUUACCUUUUAAGCGUUUGCAAAAGAAAGUUUUAUCUGAAUAUUCAGAAUUUACUGGUGAUGAGAUUGAUGACAGAAUUGCUGAUAAAUUUAUAAAGAAAUUGAGAAGCGCACCCAAAGUAAGGGUUGAUAAAAACAGGGUGUUACUGCUUGUUGAUGAGGAA